UUAUUAGUGAAUUUUAUGUUUAAACUGGGGCUAAUUCGGAGCCCCUAUUUUGUUAAUUAAUUUUUUUACCAAAUUUUCUAGUGACUUUUUUCUGUUUCGUUGGUACGGUGUUAGUUGAUUGUUUUCUCCGCUUGAAAUUCAACUUAAAAGUGCAAAAAAAGCCGGUAAAACUCUAAUUCCAAUGGCUAGCGCCGCAGCUGCAAAAAUCGCCGAAGUCCGCGAGACAACGCGCGUGGAGCGCAUUGGGGCUCACUCCCACAUUCGGGGUCUCGGUCUCGAUGAGAGUCUCGAAGCCCGACAUGUCUCGCAAGGAAUGGUGGGUCAAGUGUCGGCCCGCAGGGCCAUAGGGAUUGUCUUGAAGAUGGUGCGCGAGGGGCGAAUCGCCGGCCGUGCGGUCUUAUUGGCGGGGCAACCCGGGACGGGGAAAACGGCCAUUGCCACGGCGCUAGCGGCCGCUUUGGGGCAAGACACCCCCUUCACGAGCAUGGCAGGCUCGGAGAUCUACUCGCUGGAGAUGGGCAAGACGGAGGCGCUGACCCAGGCGAUCAGGAAGAGUAUUGGGGUGCGGAUUAAGGAAGAGAGCGAAAUAAUCGAAGGUGAGGUGGUGGAGGUGCAAAUCGAGCGUCCUGCGACCGGCGUUGGCACAAAAGUGGGCAAAUUAAUUCUAAAAACGACCGAAAUGGAAACCGUAUACGACCUUGGUGGCAAAAUGAUCGAUUCGUUAUUGAAAGAGAAGGUUCAAUCAGGCGACGUGAUAACAAUAGAUAAGGCCACUGGUAAAAUAUCGCGUCUGGGACGUUCUUUUGCACGUGCAAGAGACUACGACGCCACUGGCCAACAAACUCGUUUUGUUCAAUGUCCCGAAGGUGAAUUACAAAAGCGGAAGGAAGUGGUCCAUACAGUGACAUUGCACGAAAUCGAUGUCAUUAAUAGUCGAACACAUGGAUUUCUAGCACUAUUUUCUGGCGACACCGGCGAGAUUAAACCGGAAGUUCGCGAACAGAUCAAUGGUAAAGUGGCGGAAUGGCGCGAAGAAGGUAAAGCGGAAAUGAUCCCUGGUGUACUUUUUAUCGAUGAGGUCCAUAUGCUCGAUAUUGAGUGUUUUUCGUUUUUGAAUCGCGCGCUCGAAAACGAAAUGGCGCCGAUUGUUAUUAUGGCAACGAAUCGGGGAAUUACACGAAUUCGCGGUACGAAUUACAAAUCACCGCAUGGGAUUCCCCUCGAUUUACUCGAUCGGAUGAUAAUCGUGCCCACAGCGCCCUACGAUGAGAAGGAAUUGAGGGAGAUUUUGAGUAUUCGGUGUGAGGAGGAGGACUGUCAAAUGUCAGAUAAUGCGUUGACUGUUUUGACACGAAUUGCGAAAGAGACGUCAUUGAGAUACGGAAUGCAGUUGAUCAUGACAUCGAGUUUAAUUGCACGGAAACGAAAAGCACCGGAAGUGGACGUGGAGGAUAUCAAGAGGGCGUAUCAGUUGUUUUUUGAUGAGGGGAGAUCUGUGCAGUUCUUAAAGGAGUAUCAACAGGAGUUUAUGUUUAAUGAAGAUGACGCCGCUGAGAUGGACACGAGUUAAUCGCACUACCUUUGACGCUUGACCCGGGAAUUUUAUUGACACUCGGAUUUUCCUUCUUUUUUUUGUGUAAAUUAGACAUAAUUGCAUUGCGUUCUAGUUCGGAUGAAUGGUGAAAUAUCCUCUCAGGUGUGUUGAGAAAUUUCCAUGAUGUUAGUCGAUUUUUUAUAAUGUUACGUUUCAUGCGAAAUAAUUGGGGAAAACGACAAUUUUAUGUCAAAUUUGCUUGUUCGAAAUUUGGACGUUUCCUUAAUCUUCUCGAAUCAAAGUGUCACACUUGAAAUAUUUACAUAAUUUGUUUUGUAAGUUUGCGUAUUUUUUUAAAUAAAGCAUUUUACGAC
Tribolium madens (black flour beetle) is the source of this 1908-nucleotide messenger RNA. RefSeq names its product ruvB-like 2 (gene rept). NCBI's taxonomy places the organism in Eukaryota, Metazoa, Arthropoda, Insecta, Coleoptera, Tenebrionidae. Gene Ontology annotation, biological process: regulation of transcription by RNA polymerase II; chromatin remodeling; box C/D snoRNP assembly. Bases 182 to 1570 code for a protein of 462 amino acids. Gene Ontology annotation, cellular component: R2TP complex; Swr1 complex; Ino80 complex. Gene Ontology annotation, molecular function: ATP binding; DNA helicase activity; ATP hydrolysis activity. The record is from RefSeq and is a predicted model, not a curated record. The transcript is spliced from 5 exons.